UAUUUCUCUCCUCGAUUUCACGUGGUUUUCAUAGUUUCGGCAUGUUUUAUAUAAUUUACUUUUGAUACCAAUUCAAUGAAAACACAAUGCAUCGACUUAUAUCAGCCAGAAACUUGUACCAAACAAGCCUUCAUAAUAUUUCCUUGCCUUCAAAUACAGCUCUCAAUAGAAGUCCUGACAUAAAAUGUGCCUUUUGUCGGAAAAUUCUUCUAGGUCACCACAAUAUAGAAAACUUGCUCGUCGCCAGGCACCAGUCCACGAGAAUCGCUAAUGCCUUGAAAGCGGUCAAAAAGAAAGGAAAACACAAAAUUUAUAAGAAAUAUGGAGAACUAUUGGAGGUUGGCAACCAAGCUAUGACCGAAACCAAAGUAUCUAUAAGUAAAUUGCGUGCCAUCCAUCUUUCCAAAUUGGCUGACAGCCCAGUAUCGCUGGGUCAGCUGCACCAGCUAACCACAAAGCCACCCAAGAAGCCCACCAUUGCCGAAGUGGACUCUGAGCUGCUCCAGAGUGUCAAAGAAAAAAUAUUAAAGAAAGCUCCACCAAUAUCAUCACCUCAGAUAAACAUAUCUUCCGGGCCCAAAGAGAUAAGCCUGGAGGAUGACCAGUGUGCCCUAGUUUAUACACAUCACAAAAUCUCCAGUUUGGAAGAUAGAUUAAAAACUAAACAGUAUAUUGACUCUGUGAAAGAGAGUUAUUAUAACUUUCGGAAAGCUACUAUUUAUGACCAGAGGUUACAGGAUUUGAGGUAUGCCAUCACCGAAGGCCUGACGCAGGAGUUUGAUAUGAUCACCCCAGACUCCAAGUUGGAAGAGACGCCCCUCCAGCCUCUGCCGAAGAGCCCACAUACUGUGUUUAGGGAGCUGUUCAUUGAAAACCAGAUAGACUCCUAUGACCAGGAGCUGCUUAAUUCCUUUUCUAGUUUACAAAGCCAAGGCCUAGCCCACCCUGCCAUAGAAGACAUCUACGACGACCCAGCGCUGCACAACGAAGCCCACGAGCCGCACGACCUCGAGUUCGGACAGAGAGAGGCGGCGCUUGAGGUCAAGAGGCUUAAUGUCAAAAAAGCCAAACAAGCGAUAAAGCAGAAGAAAAAGGCCAAGCUAGAGAAGCGUAGAGCGAAGCAGGAAAUCAAUAUGAAGACGGACAUGAAGCAGCUGGAACUGCAGGGCAAGCAGGAAGCCCUGGAGCGACUGCUCGCUGCGCAUCUACAACUGCUGUGCUCGCUCAACAUGGUGCAGGAGGCCCGCAAAGUUCUACAGUAUUAUCGGCAGAGGGGCGCCAAGGUGCCCGACCAUCCAAAGAUCACGGACAUCAAAGUGUACAAUACACUUCUACAUGGAUACGCGUUCAUGGGUCUCCUGGACCAAACGAAGGACUUGUUAACAUCUAUGGCGACAGACGGUAUCGCGCCGAACGCACAGACCUACGCUGCUACCUUCGAAUGUAUCGAGAGGAGCAACAUCAAAGAUAAAGAGGCAGUGUUGCAACAAUACUAUGAGCAGAUGCAGGAAAAGAGCAUAACUCUAAACGACCUACUAGACAAAACCCAAUUCGUCCACGAUCAACACGAGCUGGUCUACCGCGCAGUGCGCCGCCUGCACCCCUCCUUCACCCCCCACUAACCCCCGCUCCUCGACUACGACUGCCCCCUCACCGCCCAGCUCAAGCUGGACCACGCGCACAACCGCCAGGGGCUGCUGACCUCGCCCGCGCACGGGCUCAUGACCUUGGACAAGGUCAAGGAGAGGGGCAGGCGGCAGCUGGAGAUCGAGAUGAAGGGGGGCAUCGAGGUGCAGAAUAUCGACGUUAAGGAUGACGCGUCGCCGACUGUCAAGUUAUACCGAGAAAAACUACAAGCAACCGAAGCAGAGUGGAGAUCGGUGGUGCGCGAAUCAUUCGAGCGUAAUUUGGGCACGCUGCGAUCACAGAGCCUCGCGUCACACUCGGCCAUCGCUCUGUAUCCUUACUUGAGAGUGUUAGAGACUGACCAGUUCGUGGAGCUGAUAAUGGGCGAGAUCAACAAGCUGGUGGACGGCAGCGAGACGUACAGCCCCACGCUGAAGCUGCUGCAGCGUGACCUCGGCACGCAGGUCUACCAGAAAUACCAAGUAGAACAAUACCGCAAGAAUGGAGUCCUGUCGAAAAUCUCCAAAAUCUACGAGCAAUACUGCGAAUGGUACAUGGAUCGCAGUGCGUUAGGAACUGACGUGCCGCUCAACAGUAGACAGGCGUGGCAGAUGCUGGUGCAUAGGAACAGAGAGGGCGCUAGUUUGGACAUGGAGGAGACCCCGUGGCCGAUGGAGAUGCGACAGAACAUCGGCAAGUUCCUCUACAACAUCAUCAUCAACGACGUCAAGAUCGACGUCAACAUGUUCAAGCCCAAAGCCAAGCAGAAGAAACUCCCGGCCGUGUACAAAGUGGCGGCGCGGGCCGAGCUGCGCAUGCGGGCCGACCUGGUGCCGCCCUCCUCGCCGCCCAAACCCUGGCCACAUCUGCACUCUGGGGCCUAUCUACUGACUAAAACACCACUCAUUAGCGAGACGAACACCGAUUACGCCUCCGCAAACGCCUGGCAAACGGAUGCCAUUUACAUCAUGAACCAAUGGAAACGCCUGGAAGAGGCGCCUCCGUCUGCCCUAUACCCGGCAUUAGACAGCCUCAACCAACUGGGAGAGGUGCCGUGGGUCGUCAACAAGCCAGUGUUGGAUAUACAACUGCAAAUAUUCAGGUCUGGCGGCAACAAGAAGCUAGACAUCCCUCCCCCCUCAGCGUUGGAUCCCAAAGAGUUCGCGGAAGCCAAAGAUGCGGCGGGUGCUUUCAAACGCCGCGUGGCUCUCAGCCGAGCGAGGGCCGAAAUGCACUCGCUGUGGUGCGAUGCGUUAUACAAGCUUGCACUCGCUAACCGUUACAGAAACGAGAUAUUCUGGCUGCCCCACAACAUGGAUUUCCGCGGUCGAGUCUACGCCUGUCCCCCACAUUUGUCACAACUCGGAGCCGACGCGUAUCGAGCUUUGUUGAAGUUCGCUCGUAGAGAGCCGCUGGGACCAGACGGGUUGAGGUGGCUUAAACUACAUGCCGUUAAUUUAACAGGGACGAUGAAGAAAAGCACUGUAGAUGAGAGGUUGGAAUACGCAGAAAGCGUCCUAGACAAGAUACUGGACUCAGCAGACCGUCCUCUGGACGGCGAGGGCUGGUGGCAGGAGUCCGAGGAGCCUUGGCAGACGCUCGCCUGUUGUAUGGAGAUCGCCAACGCGAUCCGAUCUCCGAACCCUGAAGAAUACCUGUGCGGGUUCCCGGUUCACCAAGACGGGUCGUGCAACGGUCUGCAACAUUACGCGGCGCUAGGUGGCGACGCGGCCGGCGCGGCCGCCGUCAACCUGGCGCAAGAGAGGCCGCAAGACGUGUAUGCGUCAGUGUGUGCGCUGGUGGAGGAAAUGCGAGCACGCGACGCGGCCGCGGGCGUGCCGGCGGCGAUGAUCUUAGAAAAUUUCGUGCGGAGGAAGGUCAUCAAACAAACAGUCAUGACCACCGUGUACGGAGUCACCAGGUUCGGCGCCAGGCUGCAGAUCGCUAAACAGCUCAAAGAUAUCGAUGACUUCCCAAAAGAGCAUGUGUGGUCGUGCAGUCAGUAUCUGACCACGAAGACCUUCGACAGUCUACGCGAGAUGUUCACCUCCACCAAACUCAUACAAGACUGGUUUACCGACUGCGCCAAGCUGAUCUCAGGCAUAUGCGGAGAGAGCGUAGAGUGGGUGACGCCUUUAGGACUCCCUGUGGUGCAGCCCUACUACCGCCGCGGCACCACCGCUGCCAACAGCCGGACGCCACUUGAUCACCAACAGCGUCCAUGCACCAUGAAGCAGCGCAACGCGUUCCCGCCCAACUUCAUCCACUCUCUGGACUCAUCACACAUGAUGCUCACCUCACUGCACUGCCAGGCCGCGGGCGUCACAUUUGUGUCUGUCCACGAUUGUUACUGGACUCACCCGGCAGUGCCUCUUAUGAAUAAGAUUUGCCGAGAGCAGUUCGUGGCUUUGCAUUCGCAGCCGAUCCUUGAAGACUUAUCAGACUUUCUGGUCAAGAGAUACAGCUACGAUGAAAGCGAGCUUGAAGGCACAUUAGGAGCGCCUAACAAGAAACGCGUAAACAGUCUCCUGAGGAAAGUCCCGAGCAAAGGCGACUUCAAACUGGACAGCGUACUCGACUCCGUGUACUUCUUCAGCUAGUCGAAUAUGGACUUUUUGACUGGUACUGUCGUUUCGUUCCCGGUUGGUAUAGAUGUAGGGCAAUUGUGUGUCUUAGAUAGAAAAUUGAUAUGCGAAAAUGGUUCAGCGGUUGGUGUUUCAGCAACACGCUGAAAUGAGGCCAUUUCGUGGCACUUCAUUCCUUUCUGUCUUGUUAUUAUGUGUAUUUUGUCUUGCCUGUGUUCACGAAUAAAUGUUUAUUCUAUUCAAUCUUGUAAUAUUAACAAUGUUUUUACACUGAUUUAAACGUUUUUGUAAACGGGACUUAAUCGCGUAAAAAACAACGUAAACUAUGAUUUUUUUUUUGCAAUCUGGACGAAAGAGAAAUUACCAUCAGUGUUGGCCACUGAUAUCAAUAUGCUCUAUCUCGAUUGCUGUUGUUUUCUGAUGAUUAGUAUAUUAAAAAAAAUGUCUGUUCUAUUAUAAAUUAAUACUGAAUUUUGUACUUUUGAUAA
Messenger RNA from Leguminivora glycinivorella, 4699 nucleotides. RefSeq names its product DNA-directed RNA polymerase, mitochondrial (gene mtRNApol). Gene Ontology annotation, molecular function: mitochondrial promoter sequence-specific DNA binding; DNA-directed RNA polymerase activity; protein binding. Gene Ontology annotation, cellular component: mitochondrial DNA-directed RNA polymerase complex. The record is from RefSeq and is a predicted model, not a curated record. Lineage: Eukaryota; Metazoa; Arthropoda; Insecta; Lepidoptera; Tortricidae. Gene Ontology annotation, biological process: mitochondrial transcription.